CUCUUUCUUAGCGUGCAGUCUCUUGACUUGACUUUUAGUACCUCUUCUUCCUUUCUCCUUACUAUUACAAACUACUAGACUGAAUUUGUUCACUCUCUUCUCCCUAUCAAAGGCCAUGCCCUCAAGCAAGUUUUCCAUUGAUCUCUCUGCCCUUGUAGCCCUGUAACCGCCGUCAUGGUUAUAAAAAAGUGCAACAUCUGUGACCGUCGGUUUAAAAAGACUGAGCAUUUCAAGCGCCAUGAACGAUCACACACCAAAGAAAAGCCUUACGAAUGCAAUGUCUGCCAUAAACGUUUUUCUCGAAGCGAUGUUUUGAGCCGUCAUGCGAAGGGCCAUAAUGACCCCGCUGCGCACACGACAAAUAGGGUAACCAGCAAACAAUUAUUCCCCGGCAUCCAUCAUUCGAUGCAGACCCAUUUAAUAGAGCCUCACGACAUACAUGCCUCCGCAACAGCAGGCCAUCCUUCCUCGUUGGACUUUCUGGCGGACGCCUCUACUCACCAUGCUCGAGCCGAGCCUGAUGUCAAUCCAAUGCUGGCUGUUGAACCUCAGACCUACUUUGAGGCGCCACCGACAUACCAGCCAUCCUACGGGGGUGCCAUGAUUGACCCCAUGUUGAAUGAAUCACUCCAGCUGUGGCUGAAUCCCUCCGAUGCGGCUUCUUAUCCCGAGUCCAUGGAAUUUGGACAGGACUCGAAUCUCGUUAUGGCUGAGCAGAAUGCGGGCGUCUCCACAACUCAACGCUCCCAGCAACAUGACGCUGGGUCCUCCACUGAUAGAAUAAGUGCAAACACCGGUGUAACCAUCCCCAGUGAGAGAUUUGCCAAGGUUCAGCACCAUUGGCUGGGUCCAUCGCAUACCGGACGCCUCAUUAGUAGUCUCUGGCGCGAUGUGGCGUACAGCAACAUAGACAAUAUUUUCGCGAUGCAGUCUGGGCUGUCGCAAACUAGUUCGUCGAGCCUGCUACAAAGUUCGAGAUAUGGCCUAGAUGAGGAUUGCCGAAGACAGCUUCAUGCAACGUUCGGGUACAUGCGAUACUAUAACCAGCAAAGCCGUGGCCCAAUCAACACUCCUCCGCCAAAUGACUCUGCACUCAUUGCUCUCCCAAACUUCCCUCCUGCCGAAAUUCUAGACAUGGCACUUGACGUAUACUUUCGCAACUUUCAUCCACUCCUACCAUUUGUCCACCUCCCGACAUUCUCCGCCAAAAACAUGAAUAUUUCGGUGCUUCACGUCAUGUGCUUGAUUGGGAUGGCCUUACUAGGAACUCAGGGUACCGCUUCUUUUGUCUCUAAGAACUUUACUUUUGUUCUUGAGAAACUCUCUGCCGAAAUGGCAAGAUGCUCCGUCGGAACCGAGAGCUUAGGGAGCACUAUGUCUGCCUUUGCAGCAGCGAUUCUGUUUCUAAAUCUAGCCGCCCUGACUGGGGAGAAAGGUCAUAUUGAGAACAGUCAGAUGCUCUAUGUCAACCUUGUGUCGAUCGCACAAAGACACGGGUUAUUUUCAGCUACCGAAGGUCAAUUGCUCGACAAGAGUCUGUUCGAAAGUAUCUCAGAUAACGAUCUCAAAUGGAAAGCUUGGAGCAAAGUGGAAUCUGUCAAACGCGAAGCACUAUACGAAGCCAACAAUUCAAUGCAGUGGAUGCAAUUAGUUCGCGGGGGGCAGUGCAUGCUGAUGCCCACCGUAGUAUCUCCAUCAGAAAAUGUCGAAAUCGCUGCACUGGACAGCCAUAUUGAUAGAUUUGGUAUGAACGGGGUAUUAUCAAUAGUGCAGCUUCGGCUUUCCGAGUCAUACCAUCGCCUCCUCUCCAAGCGGGCUAGUUAUCCUUUCGCUCCAUGCCAUACCUAUGCCAUGGAUGGCCGUGCAAGGUGUCUCUCGGCCCUUCAAUUACAGAUAGCUAGCAAGUAUGGUCGGAAUCUAGACCGCCUCGAUCCGAACGCGAUUAUCUUGUGGGAUAAUAUGUGUAUGAACCUCACGGCUGACAUUCAAAUAUUCGAGCUGGCUGCUGGACGUGCAGGUCCAGACCCGGCGCGAAAGGCUCUCGACAACAUUGCUGCUUGGUCGCAAACACCAGCGGCUCGGAGGGCUUGUAUGCAUGCAGCCCACGUAUACAAAGUUAUGAUCAAUCGCAAAGCAUCGGACCCCAUUACAUUUCAUUCAGUCGUGUCUCUAUUCUCCGCAGCGCUUGUCCUAGGCUUGUACAUAUACACGGUGCCUAGGAGUGCUGAGCCACAAUCUGGCAGCACCCCAAUCGAACUUCUGGAUGAUAUAGAUUGGAAUAAUCUGGGCACAGAGGGGUUUACCAGUUUUAUGGAACCCAACGGAUCUCACUCGUCUGUGGCAACUCACAAUCCAGUGGUGGACUUCAUUCGAAACGGAGGCACUGUUUAUCUUCGCGGGGCCCCUUUUCAGGGUGGAUAUCAAUCGGCGCGACGAAUUCUACUAGACUAUGCGGGCCUUUUGAAGGAUACUGGAAAAUGGAGCGUUCGAAAAUUUUCACACGUGCUCUACAUAAUGAGUGACGUACUGAUGGAUACGGACUGAACCUGCUGUUUGGCCAUUGGCAAGAAAUCAUCGCCGGGGAGUCUUAGAAUAUACUAAGCAGUAUAUGGAGGAUGUCCACUCUCUAUCUGAAGAGUAGCAAAUUAUUUGUUCUCAAUAAGCUAUACUCACAGGUGUCGAUCGAGAGUCCAUCGAUGCCACGUCACCAACUAGAGC
Aspergillus alliaceus is the source of this 2718-nucleotide messenger RNA. Its product is annotated as FTFMHR domain-containing protein. Gene Ontology annotation, molecular function: RNA polymerase II cis-regulatory region sequence-specific DNA binding; DNA-binding transcription factor activity, RNA polymerase II-specific; zinc ion binding. Gene Ontology annotation, cellular component: chromatin. The record is from RefSeq and is a predicted model, not a curated record. The transcript is spliced from 8 exons. Gene Ontology annotation, biological process: regulation of transcription by RNA polymerase II; DNA-templated transcription. Lineage: Eukaryota; Fungi; Ascomycota; Eurotiomycetes; Eurotiales; Aspergillaceae. The coding region runs from base 175 to 2544 and encodes 789 amino acids.